This is a messenger RNA of Helobdella robusta, 1957 nucleotides long. RefSeq lists its product as hypothetical. The coding region runs from base 374 to 844 and encodes 156 amino acids. The transcript has a single exon. Lineage: Eukaryota; Metazoa; Annelida; Clitellata; Rhynchobdellida; Glossiphoniidae. The record is from RefSeq and is a predicted model, not a curated record.
UCAUUAAUUUUAAUUUUACGAAUUGAUCCUGCUCCUGCACUAUUUUAACUGACAGUUCGAUUAGACGGUUUCAACAGUGCAUGAGUCCAUUAUUAUUAAUCGUUUGAGAGUAAAAUUGUUUGAUGACUAUUGUAGAAAGCCUCUGCACGACUAAUAUGUAAUUGAAUAUUUCGUCUUUUAACUCUUUCAUAAUCUGUGAGAUAUUUAUUAAAUUAAUAUUAAUCAAUAUCAUUUUCAGUGGGAUUGCAUCAAAUGAGUCUAAACUAAAAGAGCUUCGUAAUCGUAACACUACACUUUCAAAGGAUACUUGCACAAUCGCAACAUAAAGUUUGUUACGCUCGGUUUAUAAAAAAUUUAGGAGUAUAAAGAAAGAAUGAGCAAAAAAGUUGAAAUGUCGUCACCAGCGUCAACCUUGGCGGACAGCAAGGCCCACCACCAUCACCAACAUACCGAUCAGCUUCCUCAUCACCCGAUCCUCAAGCUACACAACGACCAUCAAACCUGCGAACCGACACAAAAACCGACAACGCCCAUCUCGGUUCCUGAAGAACAGCCUUGCAGAUUUGACGCCGGCGAUAACGACAACAACGACGACGACACGCUCCACGUUGACGACAGCUCACAAGCUUCCAACAUUCGUAGACAAUCAGUAACGUUUGUAAGCUCUCACGAAGACCCCAGCUUGGACAAGAGGAAGCUGCAAAGGACACCUACUCCUUUUCAUGAAGUUCUCUUAGCCGAAGGUGACGUCUCGAUCGCAUCAUCAACCGAUGAAGCCACCGCACUGAACUCUUCGUUAACUGAAGAUAGCACUGGUGACGACGAUGAUGUUGCUGGUAGAUGAUGUGCAGAUGCAGGGGUUACUGCGGUUCUGUUUUAUGGUUGAAUAUCCAGUCUACAUGUUCAUAUAAGACAAGUAUAGAAAAUAAAUAAUAUUUAUUUUUCUACACACAUAUAUACGUGCAUACAUACAUAUAUGUAACUUAGUUGUAACAUUUAAAACUAUAUUUUAUUCAAAUUUAUUCAAAUAAUGAAAUGGAGCUUACAGUGUUUCGUAUUACGUAUAUGCAUGUAUGUACUUUAGUGACAUCUAGAACAAUGCAUAUAUAAUUAUAAUUUCUAUUCAAGUUGUGCUAUCUUACAUUUUGUUGUUUAUUUAAUGGCGCUGUGUAUGUCUGUGUGUGCGUGGAUUGGUUAGAAGUUUGUUGCUGAGCUACGAUACUGUUGUCGAAGAGACAUGCUUGUAUAAAAUGUUGUUGCACAGAAAGUGUAGUUGCGCUCCUUGCGAUCAUUUUGUUUUGCGUGUAAUGCCGUUGUUGAAACUGUUCUUGAUAUUUAUCUCACCUUGAUUUAUUCUUCGCAUGUCUUCUUGUAUUUUUAUUAGCAUGUCAGGUAGUUCUAAAAAUAAUUUUUAAAAAACUUCAAAUAUCAAGAACCUUCAAGUGAUAAAUUUUCUUGAAUUCUGCAGUUAUUUGUCUUAACGGUCUAGUAUAAUGCUAAUUAAAUAGCUCUUUUAGGUUGAUUCUUAUGGUUUUUUUUAGUACGUUUUCUGUUGAAAAAGUUAUUUGCUCAGUGAAAAUUCGUGAUUGAAAUAAUUUGCUUUUAUUUUGAAAUUAAUUUUUAAUUUUCUGUUGAACAGUGCAAGAUCUGUUCGAAAUAAUUUAAUUGAACUUUUAUAUCAAUCAAUCGAUCGAUCAAUCAUCCAAUGAAUUGAAUAUUUGAAGCUGUAAUAAUUAUUGAAUCAAAUGUUGAUUUUAUUGUUUUGUUUGUAAUUGCAUAUUCAAAUAAACCCCAAAGACAAUUAAUUUGAUCCUAGACAACAAAUUCACGUCCCAAUUAUUUUGCAGUUUAUACUGCAGUUGCAGCAUUAUAUGAACGAGCGUUUCAUUAAAACGUUUAUUGUUGUUUCAAUCAGUUGUAACAAAUUUUAUUGUUGUAAUAAAAGUCUUGCUUAAGA